This is a messenger RNA of Colletotrichum acutatum, 1235 nucleotides long. RefSeq lists its product as uncharacterized. Bases 103 to 1032 code for a protein of 309 amino acids. The record is from RefSeq and is a predicted model, not a curated record. The transcript has a single exon. Lineage: Eukaryota; Fungi; Ascomycota; Sordariomycetes; Glomerellales; Glomerellaceae.
CUCACUGUCCAUGCGAGGGCUCAAACAUGCGAUUCUCCGCCACCUGGGUCCAACAUACAUGACUCUCGUCUUAAUCAAGACCAGGCACAUGAAAUUGCAUCGAUGACGAAGCUGCGAGCUGAGUCUCAAUCGGAGUUCUGGUUCAGGAUCUGGGAAGUUGCCUUUCCUGACGAACCGAGACCUUUGUCGCCCUACAGAGACGACGUCCAAAGGCUUGCUUACAGGCAACAAGUAGAGCCCAGAAUGGCCGAAACAACAUGGCGAAUCGGGAGACAGCACGGGGUAGAGGAUCAUGUCAUCGAACAGUUGGUGCGAGGGAUCACUGACAGCUUUAAUGCGGUCCAGACAACGUCGCAUUCUCCAGUUGAGCACUUCGACCCUUCGCCCAAUGCCCCCGGAAUUCACGAGCAACCAGCCUCUUCUUCAUCACAACAACUAAGGCCGGCCUCUCCUUCUCUCUUGGCCCAAAGUCAGGCGUUGGUCGUCAGCACUGCGUCUAUCACAAACCCCAUUCUUUCCCAUACGCAAGCAUCGAUGACACCAAAUCCAGUUAACGUUGGUGAAUUGCACCCUCACCCGACUUCGAGCACUCUGCACAAUACAUUUCGCCCCAAUUCACAGAGACCAUAUUCCCAAGCUCUCACAGCAAACAACUCGGCAUUACCGGCACAGAAUAGAGUUAUUGCUCCAUCAAUCUUAAAUUCCCCGGCUUAUCCGUACCCAUCCGUACCUUAUAUGAACGAGCAGUCUCCCUUCUCAAUGAAUACCGCAUUCACCGCGAACUAUCUUCUUCAACACCCAUACGGCAGCAGUCAUGGUUUAUCAAAUGAGUAUUUUUCAGGACAAGGGCCCGGCAACAACUCCGCGGUUUCUGAUGACACUUGGGUGUUGGCAGGGCUUGGGGAUGAUCUUGCGUCAUUUACCAACAUGCCUGGUAAUGAUGCAGUGCAAACCACAAGCAAUCUCCUUCCGCCAGAACUAAGGCAUUGCGAAUGCGAAACUGGAUCAACGUGCCCGCGACAUUCGGGCUAGGACCUGAUCUUUGGCAUCUUGUUUUUUUCCCUUUUCUUUUGCUUUCAUAGUGCUUUCACUGCUGGCCUCAAGUUCAAAGGUGGUAAAAUUGAUCGGGAAAGGCUACGGGGGAGUUGGUCAGGUUUUCAAAGGUGCACUGGCGUUGCAAUUCCUUCAUGAGGCUCAGGACUGGAGUCAGGAACGAACUUCGGACCUUUAUAGAA